ACACACGCUCUAAUGUUGCCACUUGGUAUUACUUGCCACCCUGAUAAACAUCGGUUUUACUUGGUAUCAGAAAAUAGCACAUAUGUUAUUGGGGUGACUUUGGAUAAAAAACUCGUAUUGAAUCUUUACUGGGGACCUCGAUUGUACUCCAUGGACGAUAUUCCUGCUGCACAACUACAACCAGAACGUAGUUCCCAAGAUCCUGCAUUGACUACAGCACCUGAAGAAUAUCCUUAUUUUGGUGGACUAAGGUUUGGAGAAACAAGUUUAAAAGUGACAUUUCCUUCGGGGACUCGAGAACUGGAUCUUGCCUUUGUCGACCAUUACAUACACAACAGCCAUCAUUUGGUCAUAACAUUACAGGAUCAAUAUUAUGAGGAUGUAGUAGUAUGCCUUCAUUAUAAGAUAUGUGUCAAGACUGGUUUGAUUGAACGUUCAGCCACUAUCUCCAAUCGAUCAUCAUCAUCCUUCUCCUUACAUAUUGACAAGAUGCUUUCGGCAGCAUGGCAUCUCCCACCAACAAUAAACAAUAAAUCACGACAAUUGACAACGUUGAAUGGUGCUUGGUCUGCAGAAACUCAGGUGAACACUACUGUCAACCUACACACCAACAACCAAUAUACCCUUGGAUCAACACGAGGCAUUCCAUCCGCACAGGCCUAUCCUUAUUUUGCUUUGACAUCUGAAUCCAAUCUACCAAACAGACAAGAUACUUAUUUCGGUGCCAUCGCUUGGAGUGGCAAUUGGACCAUCCGUAUGGAUGUGGAUUAUCAAGGCCAGGUUCGGAUUUCCGGUGGAUUACAACCGCUUGAUUUUGGCUUGACGCUUGAGGCAGGUGAAACGUUUACCACACCAGUGUUUAUGGCAGGUUAUUCUUCUUUAGGCAUCUUUGGUGCAAGACAACUAUUACCACGUUAUCUUCAACAGGGCAAGAUCAAUCCUAUUCUUUACAAUUCUUGGGAAGCGGCGGGAUUUGAUGUGAAUAUCCAACAACAACUAGAUUUGGCAAAUGAAGCUGCAAAACUUGGGGUGGAACUGUUUGUUUUGGAUGAUGGUUGGUUCCGUGGACGUACUAGUGACAAGGCUGGACUUGGGGAUUGGUUCUAUGAUGAAAACAAGUUUCCUAAUGGUCUCAAACCUUUGGCUGAUCAUGUUCAUUCUCUUGGUAUGAAGUUUGGUCUCUGGUUCGAACCUGAAAUGGUCAAUCCCGAUUCUUCGCUUUAUCGAGAACAUCCAGAUUGGGUAUAUCAUUAUCGUGAAAGACCUCGUAGUGAAGCAAGGCAUCAAUUAGUAUUGGAUCUUACAAAUGAACAAGUACGGUCUUAUAUCUAUGAUCGACUCAGACACAACAUCAUGGAGAUUGGAGUGGAUUAUAUCAAAUGGGAUAUGAAUCGACCUAUUAGUGAAGCUGGCUCUCAACUACUUAAUAAUAAUAAUACACCAUUUGGUCAAGAUGAACGUGAUGCUCGGGAAGUGUGGAUAUCUCAUGUGAAUAUGUUUUAUCAUCUACUCAAACAAUUGAAAACUGAUUUUCCUGGAUUACUGAUUGAAUCUUGUAGUAGUGGUGGUGGGCGAGCUGAUCCUGGGGUAUUGAAGAUGGUGGAUCAAUGUUGGGUGAGCGACAAUACGCAACCUGAUGCAAGAUUGAUUAUACAACAUGGUAUCUCAUCUGUAUUACCACCAAGUAUGAUGAGUUGUUGGGUGACAGAUAUGCCACAAGAGGAUCCUGGUUACAAAUCUAUACCAUUAUCAUAUCGAUUUCACGUGGCUUUCAUGGGUGCAUUGGGAAUUGGAUCAAAUAUCUUGAAAUAUACUGAUGAACAAAAAACAGAAGCGACAAACUGGAUCAAGCUAUAUAUCAAAUUACGACAUAUAUUACAAUUGGGUGAUCUUGAUUGGUUACAUGCGGAUCAUACUCGAUUCUUGGUGACUAUGACAACUAUACCUAAUGAAGCCGUGUUAUUGGCCUUUCGACCUUCUAGUCCCUUUUGGUUUCCUAUUCCACCUAUUCGUUUACGGAAACUCGACCCCAAAGCAAAAUACGAACUCGAAUUAUGGACGACUCACAAUGAUAGUCAAGUGGAAACUUACUCUGGUGCUAACUUGAUGUAUAAAGGGUUGGAUCUACCUUAUUUGACUAGUGGCGCGUACAAAAGUGUAGUGGUUUGGAUCAAGAAGAUAUCAGAUAGUUAGUCUUGACUCUUAGUUUAAUUACAUAAGGUCCAGUUGUUUUAUAUAUGGAAUAAAUCGUCUCGUUCAACGCGGUGCUUGAAAGUUGUUCCUCAUUACUGUAA
Molecule: messenger RNA, 2294 nt
Organism: Halteromyces radiatus
Lineage: Eukaryota; Fungi; Mucoromycota; Mucoromycetes; Mucorales; Cunninghamellaceae
Product: alpha-galactosidase
Exons: 3
Coding region: 13-2193 (726 amino acids)
Biological process (GO): carbohydrate catabolic process
Molecular function (GO): alpha-galactosidase activity
Source: RefSeq, a predicted model, not a curated record